GAUACAAAUCUAACUUCUUCAGAGUUAUCAUGAAAUAGCCAUUGCUUCACUUGAGUCUGAGGAGGCCACUUCAUGAUCCCUAUUUAUUGAGUGGCAGAGGACCACUUUUAUGAAACAAAUUUUCUUACCAAGACUAGCAGUAAUUUCUCCCAAAACCAUGAAUUCCAGGAAGCUAAUUUAUGCACUUGGGUUUUUCAAUCUCUGUGUGGCAUGUACAUUCAUUCAAGUAUCAUCUGAAAAUGCUUCUAACUUGAGCAAGUGUUGGUUCCCAGCAAUUUACAACUUUGGGGACUCAAAUUCAGACACAGGAGCUGUUUCUGCAGCAUUCACAGGAGUGAAGCCUCCAAAUGGCAUAAGCUACUUUGGAAGCCUCUCAGGAAGGGCUUCUGAUGGCCGUCUCAUCAUAGAUUUUAUGACUGAAGAGUUGAAGUUGCCAUACCUCAGUGCAUAUUUGGACUCAAUUGGAUCCAAUUACAGGCACGGUGCAAACUUUGCAGUAGGAGGCUCCUCCAUUCGUCCUGGUGGUUAUAGUCCAUUCCCUCUUGGCCUUCAAGUAGCGCAGUUCCUACAGUUCAAGUCUCACACCAACAUUCUCUACAAUCAGCUUUCUGACAGCAGGACAGAACCACCUUUCAAGAGUAGUCUUCCACGGCCUGAGGACUUUUCCAGGGCCCUAUACACCUUUGAUAUUGGACAAAAUGAUCUUGCAUUUGGUCUUCAGCACACUUCACAGGAACAAGUUAUAAAGUCAAUUCCUGAAAUCUUGAACCAGUUCUUCCAAGCAGUUCAGCAACUAUACAAUGAAGAGGCAAGAGUGUUCUGGAUUCACAACACUGGUCCAAUUGGAUGCUUGCCCUACAGUUACAUUUAUUAUGAGCCUAAGAAGGGUAACAUAGAUGCAAAUGGCUGUGUGAAACCUCAGAAUGAUCUUGCUCAGGAAUUUAACAGGCAGCUCAAGGACCAAGUGUUUCAGCUGAGAAGAAAGUUCCCACUUGCCAAAUUUACCUAUGUUGAUGUCUACACUGCCAAAUACGAACUAAUCAGCGAUGCAAGAAACCAAGGUUUUGUGAGUCCAUUAGAGUUCUGUUGUGGUAGUUACUAUGGUUACCACAUAAAUUGUGGGAAGAAAGCCAUAGUAAAUGGAACAGUAUAUGGCAAUCCAUGCAAAAACCCUUCUCAACAUGUUAGUUGGGACGGCAUACACUACUCUCAAGCAGCAAAUCAAUGGGUUGCUAAACGCAUUCUCUAUGGUUCCCUCUCUGAUCCGCCAGUUCCAAUUGGGAAGGCAUGUUUCUCAGUAUAGUUCAUUCAAUUCAUGCAUUAUCAACUUUGUUUAGAUACAAGUUUAGAAGAGUUGUUCUAUUGAAAAAAAAAUUCAUUGUUUUCUAUAAAGAUACUCUAAAAGACUCUUAUAAACUUGUAUCCAAAAUGACUUCUUGUCACUUUACUGAGAUAGAGUACCAUACAUUAUAGGGGUCUUCAUGUUGUUAUUAUAUUUCAAUAAACAAGCAAUCUGUGUAAGAACAAUUGGGGGUGGUGUGCACAUGAGCAAGAGCAUAUCAUAAUUUAUGUUGUGGGGAAAGCUAAUGUAGCUUAAUUUUGGAAAUGUGAGAUCACACUGUAACGGCUCAACACCGGAAAAUGUUUAUAUCUUUAAAGGAUUUGAAGAGAAGAAUUUGUAGUCCAGUCAACUUAAAAUAUUUGGAUUUUA
Molecule: messenger RNA, 1711 nt
Organism: Cajanus cajan (pigeon pea)
Lineage: Eukaryota; Viridiplantae; Streptophyta; Magnoliopsida; Fabales; Fabaceae
Product: GDSL esterase/lipase At3g27950
Molecular function (GO): hydrolase activity, acting on ester bonds
Source: RefSeq, a predicted model, not a curated record